Molecule: messenger RNA, 679 nt
Organism: Haliotis rufescens (red abalone)
Lineage: Eukaryota; Metazoa; Mollusca; Gastropoda; Lepetellida; Haliotidae
Product: U6 snRNA-associated Sm-like protein LSm3
Exons: 4
Coding region: 138-449 (103 amino acids)
Biological process (GO): P-body assembly; mRNA splicing, via spliceosome
Cellular component (GO): P-body; U6 snRNP; Lsm1-7-Pat1 complex
Molecular function (GO): RNA binding
Source: RefSeq, a predicted model, not a curated record
CGUGAAUAUUAUAAAAUCAAGAACUUUCAUGACAUAAUAGACAUUUAUACAAACUUUGCGUAUCAAAGAAUGAAUUCAUUUUCAAAUUUUACUGCCUUAGCAUACGAAACAGCACACCGGAAAGCUGAUUUACCAAAAUGGCGGACGACCAAGAGCAGCAAGUACCUGCGCAGACAGUGGAAGAACCACUGGAUCUCAUUCGACUCAGCCUGGAUGAACGUAUUUAUGUGAAGAUGAGAAAUGACAGAGAGUUGCGAGGCAGAUUGCAUGCUUAUGAUCAGCAUUUGAAUAUGAUCAUGGGAGAAGUUGAGGAAACAGUCACAACUGUAGAGAUUGAUGAGGAAACAUAUGAAGAAAUCUACAAGUCAACAAAGAGGAACAUCCCCAUGCUGUUUGUACGAGGAGACGGCGUCAUUCUUGUUUCCCCACCCAUGAGAACAGGGACAUGAGUUGGAGGUCUUCACCCAUUUCCCAUCAUCAAUCAUUUUAAUAAUACUGUGACUAACUUGUGAAGGACACUUGAAGAUAGAGUGCAAUCUCAACUCAAUUUCUGGUCCAAGGGAAGUAACUAUCAGCUUGGGUCAUGAGGCUGAUAUUGGACAUAAGUUUGAUACACAAAAUCUCAUUGUAUGACCAUCAUGUUGGUUAUGUUCAUGAAGAAUAAAACAAUUCAUUUGUA